CCCAGCUCUAAAGCAACAACAAGAAAAAACAUUCUUUUCUUUCACAUAAAAAAGUGUUCUUUGAUAAUUUACUAGCUUAAAAGGGGUGCAAAAUGAGUUCAGCUCGUUUUGCGCGUUCCGGGCGCGUCCGGAUCUGCAUUCUGAUGACCAUGUUCAUCGUACUGAUCAUGAUGAUAGUAAUCUACCAAAUGUCCCAACACCAAUUGGAUGAGAGCCGCGCCUUCCAAGAGGGCCUCAGUGUCCAAAUGCAAUCUCUUAAUGCCGAGAAGCUGACUGCAGAGAAAAGAAUGAGCUUGCUGCGCACUGAAAAGAUGAGCCUGCAGGAGAAGUACGAGGGUCAGCUGGCAGAAGCGGUGCAAAAGCAGCAGGAAACGGAGCGCGCCCUUCAGGAAAAGUUCGACGCCCAAGUGGAGAAGUACAAGUUGUUGGAGCUCCAGUACUCCGACCUGGAGGCCGAGUGUCUUAAAAGCAAGAAGAAACACAUAGAGGAUACGAAUGCUUUCGACCAAAAGCUGCAAAAGGUCCUUGAGGAUCUCCACAAGGACAAGGCUAGCAAAGAACACGAGGUGGCUGCUUGGAAGGAAAAAGUGGACAAAGUAAAACGCGAUGGGGAGCACAAAGUACACACCCUGGAGGCUACAAUAGCGGAAUUCAAGACCAACUGUAACUACGUGCCCAAAGUCCAACCAGCUGAGGGCCCGGCCCAUGGCCACCAGCAACAGCUGAACAAGCCCGUCGACCAGAUGGCCACCACACACCAUUCCAAUACCGCCCAGUUGGCGCAUAGCAUCGAAAAACCGCGCAACGAGAAGUCCUUCGAUGCCCAAGUGCAAGUGAGUGAAGGCCUCUACAGGAUUGGCGGCGGGGUAAAUCUGCUAGCAUCUAACCCAAACCAAAACCAAACAAUAGCAGCUACUAACUCUACAAUUAAGAGUAAUGGUGACGGAACCCAGUCGCAGCCAGAGCAGCUGCCUCUGUUGCCCUUCGCCGUGCGCAACAACCAUAGCCUCAUACUAAACUCUGUUGAAAACUUUCAGAUUGUGCCCAAAACACUAAAUGAGAAGCAGCAGCAGGAGGAGCCACAGUUGUCCGGGGGCCCUGUUUCCCCGCUAAGCGCUCCCCGCAAGAGCAGCACACAGGCCUCUGAUGGCGGCGUGGGCGGCAAGAAAGCCGGAGAUGCUCCGAACGCAUCCGUGGCCCCUAAGGUCAGCAGUAGCAGCGGUCUUCCUCCGCUCGCAGUACCACCAGCCAAGACGGAGCGCAAACUUCCCGAAAAUGUCGCUCCCAUACCCGAAAACUUUGAGGACAAGGCGGAUACUAAGGCCGACGCUGUCGAUGUAGACACAGCCGCCGAAGAGUUGCCCAAGAACGAAAACAAUAAUCGUUACGUAAACGUUGUGAAUGACCUGGAGACCAACAAGAAUCUUGGUGUGGCACCCAAACCCGUCGAGGAUUCGGGCGCCCACGAAGUCAAGGACGCGUUAAACGAGCCUAGCUUUAAUUUACCCCCUGCUGGAGGUGGCCAAAACUUCUUUGAUGGCGAAUUGCCGGCUCCUGGCCCAGGACCCGUGCCCGAUGAGCCAGCUAAGCAAAUGGCUGAGGCGGCAGGCGCUGGCGGAGGAGGUGAAGGAGACGAUGAUGAUGAUGUGGGAGAUGUGGCGGUAAAGCAGCCACAACAUUUACUUGAUACAGACAAUCUAAACAACGAAAUUGUGGCUGACCAAGGCAAGGAGUUUGUCGAAGGAAUUCAUCUGGAAGAUGGCAUGGAUGAAGAUCAAGAUGAGGACGACUACUCAAAUGUUGCGGCGCGUAAGAAAGGAGGCGAGGUCAUUAGACAUUAAGUAAUAUAAUUUUCUAUUAAUAUUGAGCGGUACGUGUGCAAAGGCUUAGAAAAUCCUUUAUAUUGAAGCCGUGCUCCCAAAUCCAUAGAUUUUAGAGAUCUGAGUUUGUCAUAGAUGAUAGAUGAUUCAGCAAACCAAUCAAUGAGUUUGUAUGAUAAUUGGAGAUUAUAAAUCGAAAUCUAACCAGGGUUGAGCACGCCCUAAGCUACAUAGAUUAUAAGUAAAAUAUAAUGUCAUGACUACCAUCAUUUCGUCAAUAGCAAAUGAAAAAACAAAAAAAUGCAGAAUAUACAAUACUCUGAGAUGGUCAGAUUAUAGUGUGAACUGAAAUCUAUCCAAAAUUAAGACUGGUUCAGUUCAGCUUUACAAAAUAUUUGUCGCAAAACUAGAUGAACUUAUUUCCUUUGAAAAUUCCUUAAUCAUUUCAUUCAAAAUUUUACCCAUCUCAAAAAUGUAAUCUUGCGCUUUACAUCUUCGUACAAUAUUCCCUUGUACUUGGUUUUCUGUGAUAAAAAUAACUCGCUUCACUGCAUUUGGGCAAUGUUGCCUGUUUUUUUGUCGCUGCCUCACAACAUUUCGCAUUUGCAUUUGAAUUCAGCCAACUCAUUUUGCUAGAGAUUAGGUAGCCACAUAAGAUAGGAAUGUACACACCGACACACUCGCCUAGCAUUCGAAAACACACACAAACUUUAUUGGUAAUGAUAAUAAUAAACUUAAUUCAUAAAUGUUAA
Drosophila eugracilis is the source of this 2572-nucleotide messenger RNA. RefSeq lists its product as uncharacterized. Bases 93 to 1841 code for a protein of 582 amino acids. NCBI's taxonomy places the organism in Eukaryota, Metazoa, Arthropoda, Insecta, Diptera, Drosophilidae. The transcript is spliced from 4 exons. The record is from RefSeq and is a predicted model, not a curated record.